Messenger RNA from Pogoniulus pusillus (Red-fronted tinkerbird), 2396 nucleotides. RefSeq names its product cyclin D2 (gene CCND2). The record is from RefSeq and is a predicted model, not a curated record. The coding region runs from base 204 to 1289 and encodes 361 amino acids. Gene Ontology annotation, molecular function: cyclin-dependent protein serine/threonine kinase regulator activity. Gene Ontology annotation, cellular component: cytoplasm; cyclin-dependent protein kinase holoenzyme complex; nucleus. NCBI's taxonomy places the organism in Eukaryota, Metazoa, Chordata, Aves, Piciformes, Lybiidae. Gene Ontology annotation, biological process: mitotic cell cycle phase transition; regulation of cyclin-dependent protein serine/threonine kinase activity. The transcript has 7 exons.
UGGUGGAAGUUAAAGAGCCUUUCAUUGCGGAGCACGCCGCAACGCAGCGGGUCACCGCUCGCCGCCCUCGACGUACGGCGGGGGGUGCCCUCUCCUCGCUCCCUUUCUUCGCCCUCCUGAAACGCCAGCCUUACCGAGCAAAGAUACUGCCUAAAUCCGCCUACGGCGGCCUCGGCCCCGAGAAAGAAGAUCUCUUUGGAAACAUGGAGCUGCUGUGCUGUGAGGUGGAUCCCAUGAGGAGAGCACUGCCCGACCCAAACUUGCUCUACGAUGACCGCAUUUUGCACAACUUACUAACCAUAGAGGAGAGGUAUCUGCCCCAGUGCUCCUACUUCAAGUGCGUCCAGAAGGACAUUCAGCCCUUCAUGAGAAGGAUGGUGGCCACUUGGAUGCUGGAGGCUCCGAUUUUUGGUAAAUUUUUGAAACAAAUUUUUUCGCUCGCUGUAGCUGAAGGGCUCCAAGACUGCUCGGGCUCUCCCCACCCUACCUCACCCUUGCUGUCUCCCGUCCUCCGCCCCGUCAACGUUGUAUUGGGGGGCUCGGGGCUGAGGAACACCCCCGGGAGAAUUUUUGCAAUUGUCGGAAAAGACAGGGGACCGACCCGGCAUGCCACCGGCAUCAAAACCAGGACCUCCAGGGUCUGUGAAGAACAGAAGUGUGAAGAAGAAGUUUUUCCUCUGGCUAUGAAUUACUUGGACAGAUUCUUAGCUGUGGUGCCCACUCGAAAGUGCCAUCUGCAGCUGCUGGGGGCGGUGUGCAUGUUCCUGGCCUCCAAGCUGAAAGAGACAAUCCCCCUCACAGCUGAGAAGCUGUGCAUAUACACGGACAAUUCUAUCAGACCCCAAGAGCUGCUGGAAUGGGAGCUGGUGGUGUUGGGGAAGUUGAAGUGGAACCUUGCAGCUGUCACUCCGCAUGAUUUCAUUGAACACAUCCUAAGGAAGCUACCCCUACCUAAAGACAAGUUGCUUUUGAUCCGGAAGCAUGCACAAACAUUCAUUGCCCUUUGUGCUACAGACUUUAACUUUGCCAUGUACCCACCAUCAAUGAUAGCAACUGGAAGUGUGGGAGCAGCCAUCUGUGGCCUUCAGCUCGAUGACGGGGACAGCCUCACAGACCUCUUGGCCAAGAUCACAAACACAGAUGUGCAGCUUGCUGGAGAGAACCUGUUCUGCCCACUCAGGCAUGCUAUAGUGGGGAGCCACCUUGGGUACCAUGAUGGAGUUUGCAGGCAGAUGGCAUCCCCUUGGGCAAAAGGUACUCCAGCAUGUGCACCGGACCUACAUUCAUGACCUUGAAAUUGCUCUGUUGGCCCUCACUGAGGGAUCACAUCAAAACCCCUGCCUUGAAGAAGGUGAAUAAUGAGAUGAUCCUCCAGCAGUGGCACAACGCAAGGCACGUAUCUUUUGUCUAUAGCUUCUCUAAGCUCACUGCAUGAAGUGCAUAUUUUGAUGAUCAGAAAAUCCUGUUGGCAGGAGUGGAGAACCUGGUGGCAUUUCAGUGGUGCUCAGACUCAGGCCAAAGUGAGUUUUCUUGUCUGAGGUCAUCUCCUAGUGGAGACAUAAACAAAGCCCAAACCUCACAGCAGUGCAUGGCAGUCUUAGUGGAAAACAGGCAGGACUGAAAGGAGCACUCAGGGUGUCUUCCCUGAGUGGUGGUGCCUCUCCUGCUGCACCCCUGUGUCAGUGGAACACUGCAGGCAGAGCAAAUCCAAGCUGCUCAGUCUGUGGGUAAAGAGGAGUUUCAUCUCCUGUGAAGCUGACUUGUUUUGCAGCGAUGAAAUGUCUCGGGUUUGGCUGAGAUGAAGUUAGCUCUCCCCAUAGCAUCUUUACACAGUGCUGUGUUUUGUAGUGGCAGCUAGAACAUACCAGUGUUUUGGCUACUGCUGAGCAGUGCUUGCACAGUACCAAGGCUGUGCUUUUCCAGCGUUCUUCCUCCCAAGAGUAGGCUGAGGGGCGGGCAAGAGCUUGAGAGGGGACAUGGCUGGGCCAGCUGAUCCAAACUGACCAGAAGGGUAUUCCAUACUAUAUGAUGCCAGCUCAGAUAUAAAAGCUGAGGCACAGAAGGCAGUGUGGGCACAGAAGGCAAUGUGGAGGCAUUUGUUGAUGGAGUUUGUCCUCUGGAGCAUCCACUGUGCCCUGCUUCCUGGGAAGCAGCCGGACAGCAUCUGCUGGUGAGGAGGAGAGAAUAACAUCUUUGUUUGCUCUUGCUUCCACCCAAAGCCUUUGCUUUUGCUUCUGCCCUAUUAAAUUGCUUCUGUCUUGUACCACAGGCAUCUGGUUUCCCUCUUCCUCUGUCCAUCUAAGAAGGGGAGUGAUAGAGUGGCAUUGGUGGGCAUUUGGCCCUCAACCAGGGCUGACCACCACAGGAAAUUAAUUCAGAAGGAAAGAAAAUUAGUU